AGACAUGAUUUCAAAUGACGUAACUGAGAGUCGUUGUUUCUAUGGCUGUGUGUGAAACAAACGUCGGUUUAAAAACUGCUGCUCUUGUCUGCUUCAGCUUUAAACUGUAGCUUGGUGUGUCGUGUGAUAGACUGUUGUAAAGUGUCAGAGUUAAAAGCAAUUCAUCAAUCAAGCAGCGUGUUUGUGAAGAUGUCCUCAGACAGUGGGAGCACCAGCCCUGUUUUGCCAAAGGACUCUGACAGAGGCAGUUCUGUGUCUUCUGAGCUUCAGGAGGAGUAUGAGGAGCUUCUUCAGUGUGCUAUUGUAACCCCAAAACUCACCAGUGUUCAUCUACAGCCACUGAGUACCACACAUCGAACUGCAGAGGGUCGAGUAUCCCAGAGAGAAAAUGACAGAAAAUCACAACACCCAGCAGACUCUGCUGCUGAAGCUAAAGAUGAGCAGUCCAUUAUGACUGCGAGAGCUUCACAGACCUCCCCUUCAGUAUUUGGGUCCUCCACACAUUCAAGAGUGCCUUAUGCAAAAGAGAUGAUGCAGCAGACGUGUCACACGCCAUCUUCUCAUCCAGAUCCCAUUGAUACCACUGUGGUGGAGAUGUUUAUCUCAGAGGAUCGUAUAAACAAAAUGGACAAUAUUCUUGACACAUGGAACAAUAACCUGAAGGCAAAUGUCCGGAUGGAACUUGGGAAGUGGAAAUUUGCUUUUGUGGACAAAUACAAACUGGAGAUGAAAAAGGAGAGAGAGAAAUCUGCAGCCCACACAGCUGAGUUAAAGUCAGAGAUUGACACAUUGAAGGAACUGCUGAAAACCUUUGAGACUUCAAACCGGAGGAAAGAUGAGCUUAUUGAGAACCUGAACCAGGUCUUGGACAGACAAAAUGAAAAGCUUGAAAAAAUGAGGGCCUACACCCACUGGAGACUGAAGCACACAGAGGCCAAAGAAGAGGCUCAUGCUAUGCAGGUGGCACAGCAGCACUACAGUUUCCAGCUGAAGAAGAAGGUAUGGUUAGGCUGGCAUGCUUUGAUCCAGAAACCCUGGAAGAUCAAGGUGGAGCAAGCCUGUCGUGCAAGGGCAGAAGAGGUCUGCACCCGCCUGUCAGCAGAGUAUGAAGCCAAGCUGGCAGAGCACUGUGAGGCCAUUCAGAAGGCCCAGGCUGAGAUUCAUCAGAUGCAGCUUGAACAAGAGCACUAUGAGGAAUCCGUGAAGAAAGCCUUCAUGAGGGGAGUGUGUGCUCUGAACAUGGAGGCUCUCAGCAUGUUCCACACCACAGAGGGACGACUACGACAAGGACCAGUUCAUGAUCAACACGACCCAGUACCUCCCCAUGAUGAGCCUGAAUCUGCACUGCUGUAUCCACCCCAGCCAUAUCCUAUGUCUCACCGGUUUAGCCCAGGGAACCCCGCAGAACCGCGGCCCCCAAGUGAAGUAGAGAAUAUGGGGAGUGGGCGUGUCAUUGCAGCCAGCCAGCAGAAACCUUCAAGGACAGUGACAGCUCGUAUCACUUCACACGCUGACGUUGGCAAGGGGGCACACAGCAACCUUCACGUGAUGGGCGUGGCUCCACCCUCUGCUUCUGUCACGGUGGAACGGCAUCAUCCUGUUACAAAGCUCACCAUUGGUCAGGCCAUGGCUGCCAGAUUUCCUCACUCCUCCCAAAUGGGACAGAGCUCCAGCAGAGGCAAAAGCUCCUCGAGAACACAGAGCGGCACAUGCAUCGACUUCAUCAAAGUAGUUGACUGACCCAAGCACAUGUUUAAAAGAGAGUCUUGUAUAUUUAAAUGUAGGGAACAGCCGUAUAUUAUGUAAGACCAGAAAUACAGUUACAAGAAGAACCUUGAAGACAUCAGAAGACUGUUUUGAUGGUCCUAAUUUGAAGGAUCAAAUGUAAUUUUAGAAUUUUUCCUCAUAGUUAUAUUGUUCAUUGUAAAUGAGGAGUUGUUGCUUUGUGUUGCUGGUCCUGUAUAUAUGUCAGAGGCUCUCAAACAAACAGCAAGGUGUGUACUGCAGAAAGUGGUGGUGCAGGAUCCUGUCAGAUGUGUGAUCCCACAAAGACAAUAUUACAGCAAUACAGGACAAACACAUUUUAUUAACUUAUGAUGACUGUAAUUUAAUUUUUACUAUAGUCAGUUAAGAAUUUAUGGAGCAUUAACCAGCAGAGAAGUGCCACUUGUCUCUCAAACUGUCAUUUGUACACGUAGAUACUUUUUCAGUGUAAAACUCAGUAUAAUUUGUACCAGUCAUUCGAAAAGGCAGCUACGUCUGCGUCACUUCAUUUAUUGUAAGCAAGCACUGGAUCUUCUGUACAGUAGCAGGAUUCAUAAUGCAAGCUUUUAAUUGUUAAACAUGUUUUGAAUGAUCAGCUGUACAGUUACAGAUGUAAGAGUAUUAUUUUUUCAAUUAUGCACAGGUAAAACUACUAAAUGUGAAAUCAGAUUUUAUGCAUUUGUUUUACCUGUAUUUCAUAUUUUAUCUCCAAAGUGCAAAAUCAAAGCCAU
This is a messenger RNA of Thalassophryne amazonica, 2495 nucleotides long. It is a transcript of the gene poc5, whose product is annotated as POC5 centriolar protein homolog (Chlamydomonas). The record is from RefSeq and is a predicted model, not a curated record. The transcript has 12 exons. The coding region runs from base 190 to 1740 and encodes 516 amino acids. NCBI's taxonomy places the organism in Eukaryota, Metazoa, Chordata, Actinopteri, Batrachoidiformes, Batrachoididae. Gene Ontology annotation, cellular component: centrosome.